AUGAUUAUGAGUUACCCAAGGACAUAUAAUAGGACUCAUGGUAAGGAUAUACAAGAUUUGGAUAAGAGAUUGAUGAAUCUAACAGGAUUGAAAGAUAAUCCUGGUAAGGAUUUACAAAGUUUAGAUAAAGGCAAGGACUUCACACUAUCUCUAGUGGCAUUCCUCUCAAUCAGAGUUCACUCCAAAGCUGUAGUGAUCGAUCAGCAAGCUGAAGAAUCACAAUCACAAGUCCAAGUUCCCGAACAGAGAAUUGGAUUCGAAGAUCAUCAUCAUCACGAAGAAAUAAUACACGAACACCAUGAUGAGCAUCACGAUCAUCAUCACCACGAAGAACACGAUCCAGGAUACUGGAAAAAGAAACUGACAUGGAAAGAAGGAUGGAAGAAGGUUUGGAAACCAGCGAAGAAACAGGUUUGGAAGUCUGCUUGGAAGAAGAUCUGGAAACCUGUUUGGAAGGAGAUACAAGUGCCUGCUUGGAAGGAAAUUCAAGUACCAGCUUGGAAAAAGAUCUGGAAACCAGUUUGGAAAGAGAUCAAGGUUCCAGUUUGGAAAGAAAUCCAAGUACCAGACUGGAAAAAGGUCUGGAAACCAGUUUGGAAACCGAUCCAAGUCCCUGCUUGGAAAGAAAUCCAAGUUCCGGCUUGGAAGAAGAUCUGGAAACCAGUUUGGAAAGAGAUCCAAGUGCCAGCAUGGAAAGAAAUCCAAGUACCAGCCUGGAAGAAGGUUUGGGUUCCUGAAUGGGUCAAGGUUGGAAUCCCCGGUGAGAAGUAUUUGGGUAAAGAUCAUGAAGGUUGGGAGUACACGUCUCAUGAUUUAUGGAAGAAGAAGUUGGUUUGGAAACCUGUUUGGCAGAAGUAUUGGAAACCAGCCAAGAAACAAAUUUGGGUACCUGAUAAGAAGUUGGAAUGGAAAGAAGAUUGGAAGCAAAUCUGGAAGCCUGCCAAAAAGCAAGUAUGGGUUGAUGACAAAAAAUUAGUUUGGAAAGAAGAUUGGAAACAAACCUGGCGAACGGAAAAGAAACAAGAAUGGGCUACUGAUAAAAAGUUGGAAUGGAAAGAAGACUGGAAACAAGUUUGGAAACCAGCCAAGAAACAAAUAUGGGUGCCUGACAAGAAACUUGAAUGGAAAGAAGCCUGGAAACAAAUUUGGGUUCCUGACUGGAAAGAAAUCUGGGUACCAGCAUGGAAGAAAAUCUGGAAACCAGUCUGGAUUAGUGAAUGGUUCCCUUCGCCUGACCACCACGAUCACCAUCACCACGAAGAACAUCACCACGGUUGGGACAGGAGUGCGAAUGCUGAAGAAAGCCAAGAAGGUCAUCUGCAAAGUGAAGAAAGUCAACAGCAAGGCCAGAAGGUUGUCUGGAAGCGUUCUGGUGAACAAAGUGCUAAGAGUGAGGAGAAGUUGAAGCCUCUGGUGUUGGCAGAAAGUUAUGCCAAUGUUAAGACGCAAGGAGCUACCAGCCAAGCUUGGCAGUUUCCAAAAUAA
Ctenocephalides felis (cat flea) is the source of this 1485-nucleotide messenger RNA. RefSeq lists its product as uncharacterized. Bases 1 to 1485 code for a protein of 494 amino acids. The transcript has 3 exons. NCBI's taxonomy places the organism in Eukaryota, Metazoa, Arthropoda, Insecta, Siphonaptera, Pulicidae. The record is from RefSeq and is a predicted model, not a curated record.